Helobdella robusta is the source of this 2605-nucleotide messenger RNA. RefSeq lists its product as hypothetical. The record is from RefSeq and is a predicted model, not a curated record. NCBI's taxonomy places the organism in Eukaryota, Metazoa, Annelida, Clitellata, Rhynchobdellida, Glossiphoniidae. Gene Ontology annotation, molecular function: transmembrane signaling receptor activity; extracellular ligand-gated monoatomic ion channel activity; neurotransmitter receptor activity. Gene Ontology annotation, cellular component: synapse; membrane; neuron projection. The coding region runs from base 318 to 1601 and encodes 427 amino acids. Gene Ontology annotation, biological process: signal transduction; chemical synaptic transmission; monoatomic ion transmembrane transport. The transcript is spliced from 12 exons.
ACAAACAAACGCUGUAGUGUAAACUGUUGCGAUUUUAAGUUAAACUGUUGUUGUACUUGUAGUAGUAAUAGUAUCAGCAACAGCAGCAGUAGUAGCAGUCGCAGUAGUCGUAAGUAGUACAGUAGUUGUAGUACCGCCUUAGCUUCAGAAAUAAAGAUAGUAUCAGUCGUUUAUUUUGUAGUAUCAAUAUUUCGGUUCGGAAGAAAACAACAAUAAAAACGAAAUUUAACAGCAUCUUCAUCACAGCGGCCAAGUAACAGCACCAUCUAUACCUCAGACGCCAGGACAGAAGCUACUGCUACUACAGCCACGACAAGAUGUCCAAAUCGCUGGCAGCAAAACGAGCAGUUAUGCGUUGGAAACGCAACACAAUCGACACCACUGACGGCUUGUUGAAGCCACAAAAGCGCUGGGAAGACAUCAUAAACGCCAUCGUAGAGCAGCCACUGAUCGUUGACAGGAAUGAUCCUAUCGUUUCUCAUAGGGACGAAAAAGUUUUUGUGUACAUGAAAGCGGUCUUUACAAAAGUUGGAGAGAUAAACACGACGAAGGAGAACUUCUACGUCGAAGUUUUCCUGCAGGCCAAGUGGAGGGAACCUCGUCUAGACGGCCAAACGAACAUUAUAAAAUCCAGCAUAAAGUGGGAAGAGUACUGGAACCCCAAGAUUCACAUCGACAAUGGGGUGGGCGAAAUAAAGGAGACAAUAUGGCCGACUGUCAUGUUCAACGCCAACGGCGAAGCCCUCAUAUGCGAACGUAGAAAGGUCAAAGGUUGCUACUCUGAAACUAUGGAGCUUCAGGAAUUUCCAUUUGACACCCAGGACUUAAACAUGACGGUGGUUUCUGAGAGAAACUGUAAUGAGAUAGGGUUCCUCAACGACAUUGAACAUUCCCUGAUAUCUCAGAAUUCAUUCGUGCAGAACCAAGAGUGGCUGGUGUAUAAUUAUGUGGAUGUCCAGUUUGGAGAAGUGAAAAAAGUUUACGAGAAUAGUGGCCAGGUACUGCACCCAACUGUCACCUUUGUCGUCAGAACUCAGAGGAGGUUCCAAUUCUACGUCUACAACUUCAUUCUAGUUUUGUUCUUCAUCAACACGAUGACUUUCACGACGUUUGCCGUGAGCCACGAGAAGCCGGAAAACAGGCUGCAGCUGACGUUCAUACUACUGCUGACCACCGUUGGCUUCAGGACCAACGUUAAUAAUGUCUUGCCAAAAAUUUCUUACCUCACUAAAAUGGACAAGAUAAUACUAACAUCAUUCGUCAUUCAGUGCAUCAUUUGCAUUUGGCACAGCAUUGUGGUUCUAAUUAAAAAGUCACCACCCGCGUCUUUGGCUGCAGCUACGGCUACUGUUUUGCUGAAUGAAGUCAGCAACGCUACUAUCAUGGCUACCCCAGUUACAGAUAGUGGCUUGGAUACUGUUUGGAUUGAUAGAUACGUUUUUCUGGCAUCCUUCCUGGUCUACAUUGUCAUCCAUCUCAUAUUUGGUCUGCUCAUCUAUUUGCAAACCACGCAAAAAAGCAACGAAUUUAGUCAAAAAGAGAUAGAAAUGAAACAGCUGGAGGCAAUUUCUGCAGCGGAGAAUUCACCACCAACUGACUGACUUCGAAAGGGAUUUUUUAAAAAAUUGUCAUAAAAUUAAUGAAAAGGUUUAUUUUUCAAUUGUUUUGCGUCAUCAUGUCAACUUGACGUCACGAAUUUAACCUUUCACGUGUUUUAUUUUCUUAUUGUUGCUGUUAUUGUUAUUAUUAAUGAUGUCAUUUAUAUUAUUAUUCUUUUAUUAUUAUUAUUAUUCUUGUUAUACAUAAUUGAUGUGUUAUUUCCCGUUAAAUUUAUAAUAUUUUGUCCGGUGUGUAUUGCCUUAUUAUUUAAAAACGUAUACAACUCGAUGCAAACCAAUCAGCGAAGUCUUUUUUUUCCAUUUCUAUCAUUUUUAAGCAAAUCUAAAAAAAUAAUUAUUUAUUACAAUCUGCAAGUUUAUAAAAGUGAAGUAAAUUUAAACAAAUUCUAAAUGAUGAUAUAUUUUCAAUCGUUAAUAUUUGCAGGCAGGCACUACACGUACUAUCACGAAAUAAUAAUAACAAUAAUAAUAAUAAUAACAAUAAAAAUAAUAACAAUAAUAAUAAUAUAAUUAUGUCGUCAUCGUCACUGUAUAAUAGUAAUAUAAACAACAUGCUAGUUUCGAAAACGAAACUGUUUAUCUCAAAAAAUUAUCAGCAAUAUUCAUUCUCUCUCUCUCUCUCUCUCUCUCCCUCUCUCUCCCUUUCUCUCUCCUCUCUCAUCUCUUUUUUUCUUUUUUUCUCAUCCUUACACAUCAUCUCUUUUUUCACUCUCUUUUAUUCACUCUUCAUUUUUUCUCAUAUUUUCAUAUCUUCCUCUCUCUCUCUCUCUCUCUCUCUCUCUCUCUAAAAAUAACUUUUCGGAAAAACCCCGUUUAAAUUUGGCGUUUCAGAGAAAAUGUCUUAGGCCUGGGAGCCAGUGCGAGCGUUCUCUUGUUCAGGUUCAAUUCCGUUCUUAGGUAUUCAAGUUCUGCGUCCAAACAGCCGUACGAUGAACGGAUGUCUUUCAGGUCACCUUGCAACUGUUCCUGCUUGGCCACUAAAGUUU